Molecule: messenger RNA, 642 nt
Organism: Salvia splendens (bonfire salvia)
Lineage: Eukaryota; Viridiplantae; Streptophyta; Magnoliopsida; Lamiales; Lamiaceae
Product: putative peptidyl-tRNA hydrolase PTRHD1
Exons: 2
Coding region: 59-580 (173 amino acids)
Molecular function (GO): peptidyl-tRNA hydrolase activity
Source: RefSeq, a predicted model, not a curated record
AUCCAUGAAGCGAAUAUUAUUCCAAUUUCCCUAACUUUUCUAUUCCAGAGAGGGAAAAAUGGCUUUCUCGAUAAGGCCCCAUUUCCCUCUAUUAAAACCGUGUUUUCACACCCGGACAGCUAAAAUCACUCAAAAGAGCACCGUCUUUCUCCGCUCCCCCGUUCGAAUGGAGUCAUCUUCGUCGGCCUCCGCGAACGCACCGGCGGAAUCCGCCGCCACCACCCAGGACACGGUGGUGCAGUACGUCGUGCUGCGGAGGGACCUAAUCGACACGUGGCCGCUGGGGAGCGUGGUAACACAGGGCUGCCAUGCCUCCGUCGCCGCGAUUUGGACUCACAAGGAUGAUCCAGACACUCUCUACUACUGCUCUCCUCCAAAUCUCGAUUCUAUGCACAAGGUCACUCUUGAAGUAAAGGGUGAAACUCAGUUAUUAAACUUGUCGGAGAAGCUAAAAGCCAGUGGCGUCGCUCAUAAGUUGUGGAUAGAACAACCUGAGAACUUUGCUACUUGCCUCGCUACAAAGCCUUGCCCGAAAUCCACUGUAUCAUCAUUUUUCAAAAAGCUUAAGCUCUGUAAGUGAUGAGACCCAGAAAUUCACUGCUUUUUUUAUUAAUGAAUUCAGAUGAGUUUCUUGCUUACUUA